Messenger RNA from Vidua chalybeata, 4395 nucleotides. RefSeq names its product zinc finger protein 768-like. Gene Ontology annotation, biological process: regulation of DNA-templated transcription. The coding region runs from base 27 to 2759 and encodes 910 amino acids. NCBI's taxonomy places the organism in Eukaryota, Metazoa, Chordata, Aves, Passeriformes, Viduidae. The transcript is spliced from 7 exons. The record is from RefSeq and is a predicted model, not a curated record.
CCGAGGCGGCGGUGGCGGCCGCGGCCAUGUCCCGCCGGGGGCCCGCGCAGGUGUCGGGCAGCCUCCGGCAGAAGGCGGUGCCGGGCGCGGCCCCGUCGGAGCUGCAGGAGCUGCGGAGCCGCACGGAGCGGGCGGAGCGGCGGCUGCUGGCCUGCGAGAACCUGGUCGGGGAGCUGGGCAGCGGCCUGGCCGCCCUGGGCACCCUCCUGCAGGGCUACGGGCAGCUGCAGCAGCGCCUGCUCAACCUGGAGAACCUCCUCAAGAACAGGAACUUCUGGAUCCUGCGCCUGCCCCCCAGCUCCGGCGGGGAGAUCCCCAAGGUGCCGCUCACCUUCGAUGAUAUCUCGGUGUAUUUCAACGAGCUGGAGUGGGAGAGGCUGGAGCGCUGGCAGAAGGAUCUGUACAGGGCCGUGAUGAGGGGCAACUACGAGACCUUGGUGUCCCUGGACUACGCCGUGUCCAAGCCCGACAUCCUGUCCCAGAUGGAGAGGGAUGAAGAGCUCAGUGACAAAGAGGGUCAGGAGCCCCCGUGGACGCAGACUGGGGAUGGUCAGGAGCCCCUCCGGGCAGCAGAAGAGAGGGACAAGGCAGACGAGGCUCCAGGAGAUGAAACCCCCAUGGAAGCUGCCCCAGGCGGUGCCAAGUCCAAGCCCAACAGCCGGACCUGCAUCGAGAGGGAUGAAGAGCCCAGCAAGGAAAAGGGUCCCGAGCCCUCAUGGACACAGAAUGGGGACAGCCAGAAAACCCCACAGAUACAGACUGGGGACAGCCCAAAAACCCCACGGAUACAGAAUGGGGACAGCCCGAAAUCCCCACGGACACGGAGUGGGAACAGCCAGAAAACCCCACAGAUACAGACUGGGGACAGUCCAAAAUCCUCAUGGACACGAAGUGGGAACAGCCAGAAAACCCCACAGAUACAGACUGGGGACAGCCCAAAAUCCUCAUGGACACGAAGUGGGAACAGCCAUAAAAUCCCACAGAUACAGACUGGGGACAGCCAGCACUCCCCACAGACAGAGACUGUGGACAGCCCAAAAUCCUCAUGGACACGAAGUGGGAACAGCCAUAAAAUCCCACAGAUACAGACUGGGGACAACCAGAACUCCCCACAGACAGAGACUGGGGACAGCCCAAAAUCCUCAUGGACACGAAGUGGGAACAGCCAGAAAACCUCACAGACAGAGACUGAGGACAGCCCAAAAUCCUCAUGGACAAGGAGUGGGAACAGCCAGAAAACCCCACAGAUACAGACUGGGGACAGCCAGCACUCCCCACAGACAGAGAGUGGGGACAGCCCAGAGUCCCUGUGGACACGGAGUGGGAACAGCCCAAAGUCCCCGUGGACACAGACUGGGGACAGCCCAAAGUCCCCAAGGACACAGAGUGGGAGCAGCCCGAAACCCCCACAGACACAGAUUGGGAACAGCCCCAAGUCCCCACAGGCACACACUGGGGACAGCCAGACACUGCCUCAGACACAGACUGGGGACAGUCAGAACCCCCUCCAGACAGGCGUCCCCAACAAUCAGAAGCCCCCACUGACACCAGAAGAGAUGGAGCAGCAGGAAGAGGCUUCGGGACAGGAUCCCAUGCCCAUGGAAGCUGGCCCAGAACUCCCCAUCCUGAUGAUGAACGUGAUGUCCCUGGGGGAGCAUCAGCUGGGGACGGUGGCAGAGGAGGACCUGGAGAUGGAGGAGGACCUGGCAGAGCCUGACACUGAGGAAGCCUUAUCCAUGGAAGAUGAAACACCAUGCGAAGGGGCUUCUCCUGAGGACAUCAAGGUGAAGGAAGAGGAGCCUGAGCUGCUGGCAGAGGAACCCACACCCUCUCCCAGCUCAGAAAUCCAGAAGUGUCCCAAAAACGAGCUGGUGAAAGCCAAGAUCAAGAAGAAGCCGAACCGGUGCGAGGCCAGCAACCUCCUGAUGGGCAACUGCCGGCGCGGGUACGUGCGGGAAUGGUCCCAUCCCUGCACGGAGUGCGGGAAGCGCUUCCGCCUCAAGAUCAACCUCAUCAUCCACCAGCGCAGCCACGCCAAGGAGGGGCCCUACGAGUGCCCCGUGUGCGAGAUCGGCUUCAGCAACAAACGGCACCUGGACCUUCACCGCAGCAUCCACAUCAAGGACAGAGCCUUCGGGGCCAAGGUCUGGGGCAACGUCCACCCCGAGCUGCGCGUCCGCCCGCGCAGGGACCUGUGCGGCGGCCACAGGCUGGGCGGCGGCAGCGGCCACGCCGGGGGGAACUGGCUGGGCCAGCCCAAGGAGGAGCCGGACAGAGAGGGCCUGUCCGGCUCCGGGGUCGUGCAGCCGCCCAAUUCCAGGCUGAAGUGCCCCCACUGCAAGAAGUUCCUGUCCUGCUCCACGUCGCUGCGGCGGCACCUCCAGACCCACACGCGGGACCGGCCCUACUGCUGCAGCUCCUGCAACAAGUGCUUCACCCGCAGCAAUCACCUCCUGCGCCACAAGAAGAUCCACGAGAGGGCUCUGGCCGCGCUCCAGCAGGAGGCCGAGGCCCAGCCCCCUGCUGCUGUCCCGGCAUCCCUGCAGCACCAAGCUCCCGAGGCUGAGAGGAGCCCUUCCCAAGAGAAUGGGAGCCCUGAGGCUGCAAAAGCGAGCCUGCCCAACGUGCUGCUGUUGGGAGCAGCGCCACUGGGGCUCCCGGGCAGAGGCUCCCCACUCCCUGACUGCGUCAGGAAAAAUGUGCAGCCCGUGGUCCAGCUGGGAUCGAGGGCAGUGGCUUCGGAGAUGACAGAGAAAUGACAGAUGACAGACCCUGGAACAGAUCUGAACUGUGCAUGUCCCUGGAGAGAAGCUGCGAGUUUGUUGAGUUUGCACCUGGUGGGACACCGAGAAUGGGAAUCCGCUGUGUUUUAGGAGCUUCCUGGGUUGUGGAAAGAAUGGGAAGCUUGGAGACCACAACAGAGAGCAAAUUGCAGAAGCCUCCAGUGAUCCAUAAUGCUUCACCAUUCCACUGACUUGUUCCUGUUGGCUGACAGUUGGAAUUUUCCCAAGCUGACAUUCCUGGGAGAUGACCAGGUGAAUCAUGGUCAAACAGGAGCAGAGCUUUCGCAUUCUUUGAUGUUGGAGCUGACCCCUUGCAUUCGGAAACACAACCGAAGAGGGCAAGGAGAAGGGAACGGAGCUGGCAGCAUUCCCAAGCAGCCCUUUGCUCCACGGACCAAGCCUCCUGACUGAGACACCAGAUGGAGAGUGACAUCUCUGAGACCCCACUGUGUCCUGGCCACCCUUGCCACCCCCACCCUGGGGCAGAGAUCAGCAACACUCCCUCCAGCAGGUUGGGAACACUGGAGCUUUGCACUGGAAGAUCCAUAGGACAAACCAAACCCCAAAUUCGGUGCUGGCCUAUUCCGGGGAUCCCAGCAUCAGGGAGGCCACAGGCACCCUCAGGACCAAUCCUGCAUGGGUGCAGAGUGAUCUUAGGAAUACUUGACGGGUCAGCCAGCCCAAUGCUGCAGCAGCACCUCAAUCCUCGUGGAUCCGCCUGCACAGAGCAGCCCCUCGGGGCUCUGGAGGAAACUCCCGCUCUCCCAACCGCAGCUCGUCCCCUUUUGCCCAAAAUCCCACCGUAACGAAUCCUACGGGAAAACAGUUCUGUACCUACCUCAGUCAGGGAGAGGGGGACCUGCCCAGAGCCAGGCCUGGCGCUGCCUCAGUGUCCCCGAGAGCCACCGGAGCAGUGUCCGUGCCACACGGACACAGUGGAGCAGCUGCUGGGACUCUUGCAUUUAGUUCUCCAGGUUAUUUUGUUUGGAGUUGUUUUAUGUAAUUAUUUGAUAUCCUGAGAUCUCUGAGCAGUGAGCACUGGCAGGCUUUUCCCAUCUUUCAUUCCGAGUCACUCCCAAGGGGUGAUGGUGCUGCUCUGGGAAGCUUUGGGAGCUGAGGGAACGAACGCCUGUGCCACAUCCAGGUGUGAUCCUCAGCCACCUCCUGCUCCAUGGGACGGGCAGCAGCGUCUUGAGCUGCUCCAUAGAAAUACACACGACAUCCCACUGCUCCUCUGGGCUGGUGUCUCACACUUCCUGCCCCUGGGACGGCAGUGUGGAGCAUUCCCAGCCUGCAGCAGGAGACGGGAGGGGUGCCAGUGGCAGACACGGGGCAGUUUGGUGCUUUGUGGACACAUGACCACAGAUCUGGCAGUGAGCCAGCAGCUGGUUAUCCCUGUUAUCCCUGCCCAGGUAGAGAUCCCAAUGCUCCCCAGUUGAUCCCAGGGGCAUGGCUGAGCUUGUGUGCUGGUGGCUGAAUCCCCCCAGGCCAGCAGAAGGGCCAGCAGCCCCAGCCUGGCAUUUCUAAAUCUGCUGUGACCAGGAGCAGCGUUUCCUGCGACAUUCCCAAUCCCUUUCUCAGGCUGUGGAAUCAAUAAAGUAUUUGUCUCUUA